CCUACUUGCAAAGAAGAAGACAUGACGGAGUGUGGCGAUCGCAGCAACUGUACCUCAAAUAUGUAUUUGCCAAGUUGCACUUAUUAUGUAUCGGCAGCAGAUUUUUCAUCUGUCUCGUCGUUUUUACCUCAAACGUCUUCGUGUCAAGUAAAAUUUCCUUACUCUUCCAACAUAGCUCAAGUCCAACCUGUUCGAGAAGUUGCGUUCAGAGACUAUGGACUUGAUCACCCCAGCAAAUGGCAUUACAGGGGUAAUUACGCUUCUUACUAUCAAACCGACGACAUUAUGCAUCGAGAUCUAAUGCAGGCUUCGGGCAGAACGGACAUGCUAUUCAAAAAUGAUUCGAUGUACAGCCAUCACGGCAGUACCAAUCCAUCUUGUAAUUUUUUCGCAAAUACCGGUCGAAAUGGCGUUCUUCCGCAAGGAUUCGACCAGUUUUUUGAUAACGUAAACAGCAACACCGAGAAACCUAACUCAGACCCUUCGAAAGGAAAGACAGAAUCUGUGCCACCUGGAAAUACAGAAUGUAGGUCUUCAGAGUCUUCAGACCAAGCGAAACAACAGCCAUCUGGAUGCACAGACGAAGACUCCUCUUUAUCAAACAACGGCGAAGAGAAGAGCGAGGGCUCCAGUUUACUAAAGUCAAGGAAAAAGAGAUGCCCCUACACCAAAUACCAGAUCCGAGAGCUUGAAAGAGAAUUUUUUUUCAACGUAUACAUAAACAAAGAGAAAAGACUACAGCUAUCAAGAAUGCUAAAUCUGACAGAUCGCCAGGUGAAGAUAUGGUUUCAGAACCGAAGAAUGAAAGAGAAAAAACUCAAUCGAGAUCGGCUUCAGUACUUUACGGGAAACUCUUUAUUCUAACAUUUUGAACGUUCAAUUCGUGGAUCUUACCAGCAACCUCCGAAAAGUAGCGCUCGUAGGUUGUCAGUGAUCGGACGUUUUAUACACGGAAUUUCCAUGCAGUUACGCAAGCUGCCUUAACGACGGAAAAAAUGAAGACUCAGAUGGCAUUAACUAUGCAAACCUCGUAGUACAAAAAAAAAAAAAACUGCUAUUACGCACACAAAAUGGACUCAAGCCCUAUUUAAAAACAGAAGUAAGUAAAUUCUUGGACGGAGUUACGGAAGUAAGGACAUCAUGACAACCUCCACUGUCCCACUGUGCCUCUCCCGAGAUGUUAAUUGUCACAUUGAUGUAAUUGAUGUCUACUUAAUGUUUAUUUAUUGCAUUCAUCCGGUUCAUUCGAUUGAUUGAAAAAUAAUAUUGCAUUACGCAACAAAUUAUUUGAUUACAGUAAUCAAUGUUAUUAUAUAC
Messenger RNA from Conger conger (European conger), 1317 nucleotides. RefSeq names its product homeobox D11a (gene hoxd11a). The record is from RefSeq and is a predicted model, not a curated record. NCBI's taxonomy places the organism in Eukaryota, Metazoa, Chordata, Actinopteri, Anguilliformes, Congridae. Gene Ontology annotation, biological process: anatomical structure development; regulation of transcription by RNA polymerase II. Gene Ontology annotation, molecular function: DNA-binding transcription factor activity, RNA polymerase II-specific; RNA polymerase II cis-regulatory region sequence-specific DNA binding. Gene Ontology annotation, cellular component: nucleus. The coding region runs from base 22 to 864 and encodes 280 amino acids. The transcript is spliced from 2 exons.